AUGCAGAGGGACAAGCACGAACGCGAGGAAAUGCUCGAAAAGCGCAUGGGAGCCAAGAACGAGAUCCACUUCCUCGAGAAGUCGGCCACCAAGGGCAGGGAGCUGCUCGGAGCCUUCUGGGACAAUCGAUCCGCCGAAUUCCUCCAGAAAUGGGAGGCGCUCUCGCUGGAGGAGAAGCGGAAGGUGUUGGGCGACACCCGCAACUUCCUGCUCACGAUGGGCAGCGGGUCCUACUCUACGGCGGUGCUCUACUGCCCCGAGCUCAACGUGGACGACCUCACCGCCACCGCGGAUGCGCAGGCGCCGAGCGGCGCAGCACCUGCUGCCCAGGGCGGACUCACCUUCACGAGCCUGCUCAAGCGCUGCCUCGCCGACCCGGCCACGCAGGCGGACUCGUUCGCCGAACAGUUCCUGGCGCCGCUGGUCAAGCAGAAGCUGCUCGACACGCAGUUCGAGAGCGAGCGGGAGCGCAAGGAGCAGGAGCAGGAGGUCAUGUCCAUGGCGGCCAUGAUCACCGUCAGCCGCCGCUUCAUCCUCCUCACCUUCGCCUGCAAGGUGCUCUCCGAGGUGCUGGGCGUGCCCUUCGACGAACUAGCCCCCGCCACCUCCCUUCUACAGCCCCUCAAGGCCGUCGAGUCGGAGAAUGUGCGCGGAAUGCUGUUCAAGGAGACGCCCAACCUGCGAACCUGCUCCAACCCGAAGUGCGACAACCGGGAGACCAAGGAGAAGACGUUCCUCGUGUGCUCGCUGUGCCGUAAGGCGGGCCUGUCCACGCCGUACUGCUCUCGCGGGUGCCAAGCCGGCGACUGGCCCGAACACAAGAAGACCUGCGGCGUGGCCACCGCGCCCGCCGGCCGUCCCGCGAGCAGCGGCGCCAAAAUCGAAGAGCUCGUCGAAACCAAGCGUGAGCAGCAGCAGCAGCAGAAAGCAUCAUCACCUUCAUCCUCUUCCUCUUCAUCAGCACCACCAGCUCGCACUCAACAACAACAACAGCCCGACGCCGCUGGUGGUCCAGAUCAGGUGUGGGAAAGGAUCCCAGACUCCUCGCUCGCCGGGAUUGACUGA
Acanthamoeba castellanii str. Neff is the source of this 1065-nucleotide messenger RNA. Its product is annotated as MYND finger domain containing protein. The transcript has 6 exons. The record is from RefSeq and is a predicted model, not a curated record. NCBI's taxonomy places the organism in Eukaryota, Discosea, Longamoebia, Acanthamoebidae. Bases 1 to 1065 code for a protein of 354 amino acids.